AGCAGUCAAUCCACAGCAACAGAGGGAAUAGCAUCAAGAAUUGUUCCCGCAAAGUUAUUUACGGAAUAAUGCAAAGCAAAGAUACUAUCGAAUUUGAUCGUGUGAGCAACUAGAAUCAUUGGCAUGCGACACAGAGCUGUAUAUAUGGGGCAUACGACACUGCAGCCUCAUACCGAAAACCUUGUUAAAAUGAGGGCUACGUUAAGGAUUCUAGUGCUCCAAGUGUUCAUCUGUUGGGCUGAAGCUAUUGAAUACCAGUUUGUAGUGGACGAAGACGGCAUUUUGGCUCCAUGUGAGGAUCAACAGGGAAAUCCUUCCAAUAUCGAUGGCCUGUUGGACAUGUCCACCGUUAAGGUAACCAAUACAGGAAACAAAAUUUCGAUAGAGGGCGAACACGCUGUUGUCUGGAAAGAUGUCCAGCCUGGGGACACAAUAAAUCUUUUUGGGCAAGUCUACCGCCAGGAAAAGGGCACCUGGCAGAAAACAAUGUUCUCUGGCAGCAGCAAUAACUUUUGCCAUAACAUGUUUGAGAAGAACCAAUAUUGGUAUAAAUUCUGGACUCAGUAUAUAAAGAAUUCUGAUGAGAUCAAGAACAAGUGUUUAAACACUCUGGGCGCCGUCUUAAAAUAUGAGCAAUUCGAACUGGACUUAAAGGGCAAUCUGAAUGCUCCGAAUCUAGAGGGGCGCUACAAGUUGGUAGUACAGAUCGAGGCAUUUGAUAAGCGCAAUGUGAAGCGCCCAGUGUCCAUUUGCACGGAACUCCGCGGCACCGCUUCAAAGGUCUAAUCGCGACAAUUAUAUAUGCAUGCUGAAUAUACAGCGAAACACCAUUAAAGUUUAUAAUUGAGCAAUUCACAAGCAAUUCAAUUCACCAAGUCAUGAACAUUGAAGGGAAUUAAAG
Messenger RNA from Drosophila suzukii, 901 nucleotides. RefSeq names its product Chemosensory protein B 42a (gene CheB42a). NCBI's taxonomy places the organism in Eukaryota, Metazoa, Arthropoda, Insecta, Diptera, Drosophilidae. The record is from RefSeq and is a predicted model, not a curated record.